GUUGUCAGAGUCAAAUGGAUGCUUUUCCAUUCUCAACAGUACAUAAUAAAAUGUUGAAUUUUCUUUAAAAUCUGUUGAGCGUAGACCAGACAGUUCAUUUUUCAGAGACGUAUUGUCAAUCUUUGGGAUUUCUUCUCCAUGGGCUGAUUGUAGUAUGGGACGCCACAGAAUGAACCCCCAUUCAAUUCCCAUCUCUACCCAUCCUGCAUAGGCAUGUAAAUGCUAUGACAGUGACCAGACACAGGUUUAUACGAUAGAUUCAACCAAGUCCUAUUGUGCUAGGAUAUUGGAAUUUCAUUAGUGUGUGUCACUUCUAGCUCUAACAAUGUUAUUAAGAGAAAACCCGUGACAAAUUAUAAUGUCAGGGGACGCGCCUUCAGAUAAUCCCCUUUCUUGUUAAUGAGUAUGCACUAGGGGGAGCAGUUACUUUGGCAUAAUAGAUUUCCAAGGAAAAACUAGAUGACCUCUUGUCUGUUCCACUACUUGUUCUGAUUCUAGAUAUGUUUAAGUAGUUUAAACCUUUAGAUGACAGAGAAAUCACUGCUGUGUUUUUUUUUUUUUCUUAAUGUGGUUACUCCUUAAUAUAGUGUCCUCUGUACUGUGCUUUCGAGUUGCUUAGUUUACCAGAUACUUUUGAAUGUAUACCUUUUUUAACUUUUUAUUGCCAAGUAGACUUAAACAAAUGUCUUGUCUUGGUGGUUUGGUAAAUAAAAAAUAAUCAGCUAAAUUAAAGAAACAUAAAUAUAGUCUAGAACAUUGUACAGUACAAAUAUGAAAGAAAAUGGUAUAAAUUAGUGUUUUGGAUAUCAUUACAAAGAAAACUGUAUAUGCUGGGUUUAUAUAGUGUAUAUAGAAUUUGCUAAAAAGAAAACAAGUUUGAAACAUACAUUUUCAGGCGUUUCACCAGUAAAAACAAACAAACAAAAGUAUUUAAAGGUAAACUCCCCAAAAAAGAGUUGUCUUCUCAUCUGUGGUGAAAGGAGUACAAAAUACAUUUAAUGCAUUUCCUAGUCUUUAUAGUUUAUACCAAUAAAGCAUUAUUCCAACCAAAUACAGAAGCAAGUUUAAUAAUUAUGCCCAGCGUGAUUCAUUCCAUCAUACUUUUCUAAGUUUGAAAAAAAUAAAGGAACUCAAAUCUCUGUGAGAAAUCUCAUUAAAAUAGACUACCUUUUUGUUUUUUUUCUCAUUUGAUUUAUUCAAGAGGAUAUAUGAACAUGAUAUAUAUUGUAUACGAACAAUUCAAACCAGGGAUAGACCUAUAAAGUAAUACAAAUUACAUAAAAUAAAGAAAGAACUUUUAAAAACCCUACUGGAGACCGCUGCACGAGAGCAGUCGUUGCCAGGAAGUGACGUUGCCUGGUUACUAGGCACCAUCCUGCUGACAGCAGCCAGCUGAAGCACGCUAACGAAGAUUUGUUUUUAAUGCGGGUUUGCGUUUAAUUCGUUUGUCUCUUAAUCUUUGUACACCCUCUCUAACGAGGUUAAUGCAACUGUAACACGAACCCCUUUUUACCGGUCGACCCUUUACCAGGUUCAGUUUGUUGGGGAGGACUGCCAUGUUGAGCCCCGGUGAACUAGAAGGUGAAGUGGACCAUUCGUUUUUCGACAGUGAUGGUGAAGAUACUAGUGCCAGCAAAGAUGGAGGGGAAAAGUUGGAGAAAGGCGGGAAGGCUGAAAAGGAGGGUCCACCAGCACACGAGAGGCUACAACCAAAACCAAUUGAAAAUACAAAAGUCAGCUCUCAUUUAAAGGGAGAAGAUAAAAGCAUGGAAUCCAGGAUAUCAUUGGAUAAAGUACUCAAUGAUGGCAGUGCGCCCUCAAAGAGGCGUACAUCCCCUACUUUCAGUGAAAGCAGUGCAGGUGCAGACUCAGAGAGCUCCUCUAGAAGUAGCAGUAGGAGAAGCAGUCCAGAUUCACGCACCCUUCCCAGGCCCAACAAAACACCUGCAGUAGGUAAGACCAGAGGGGGCUCAGCAGGAUCUCAGGGUGUUCCUAUUGGCCGUACAGAGGAGUCAGAGGGUACAGUGACAAAUGUUAGCCGCCUCUCCUCUCCUGACACCAGCCCUCUCCAGUCGCUGGACCUGAAUCACACAGAGAGAAGCCUUAAAGAGCAGCGGAAGGAGAAGAGGGUGCCCUCCAGUGGCCUGAGAGACAUGCAUCAGGAGGAGGACUCAGACCAGGAUGUGGACGAGUGCUCCCUCAGGACAGAGAGCCAUCUUGAAGGUGAACUGGUCUUCCGCCAUCCUGGACGGAGAAGCAGGAAGAACUACUCAUUCAGCAAUGAUGAGGCUCGACGCAUAGAACGGGAGAACCAUCGCCUUCUUCGGGAGAUCUCGCGCCAUUCUCCAGCACCAAGACCAGGAAGCAGCGCGAGGAAGAAAACCCAUCCGGCCAGCAAGUCGCCGUUUAUCCGACUCCCUCACAGCGCACUGAACAGGCAGCGGGAACAGCAGCGCAUCGAGAGGGACAACCUGGCUCUCCUGAAGAGGCUGCAGACCGCCAAGCCGACGCCUGGCCUGAAACGCUCAGAACAACUGCAGGACUUCCAGCGACAAGCCGCAUACUUGGGAGCUUCAUCAUACCCAAUGUCCACACACAAGAAAGAGAAGUCUCCCAGCAAGACGCCCUCAGGUAGCAGCAGGACCCAGGCCGGGCAGUUCGGCCCCCCACAGCUCCAGUGCAGCUUCCCCCUCACCUGACCCUGGUGAUACUCCCGUACCCCGGACAAAGAGAACGAGUGCAGCCAAACCAGAACACAGCCAUGAUGAAAAAUAAACUUGUUUUCCAGCGAGUGAUGAUGCCAUUUCAUCUGUAUUUCUUCCUUUCCCCCCUUUGUUCAUAUUUGUACAGUUUAUGAUGCACAUAAGAAUAAUUAAAUAUGUAUUUGAAAUAUUAUUUGGUGUUAUGUAUAUUGUGUGCCUUCAAAAACUAAGCUGGUUGAUCGAGCAAUUAGUUUCCAACUUUAAAUUG
This is a messenger RNA of Gymnodraco acuticeps, 2970 nucleotides long. RefSeq names its product cilia and flagella associated protein 97 (gene cfap97). The record is from RefSeq and is a predicted model, not a curated record. NCBI's taxonomy places the organism in Eukaryota, Metazoa, Chordata, Actinopteri, Perciformes, Bathydraconidae. Bases 1557 to 2699 code for a protein of 380 amino acids. Gene Ontology annotation, biological process: spermatogenesis. The transcript is spliced from 5 exons.